Molecule: messenger RNA, 1592 nt
Organism: Ananas comosus (pineapple)
Lineage: Eukaryota; Viridiplantae; Streptophyta; Magnoliopsida; Poales; Bromeliaceae
Product: 24-methylenesterol C-methyltransferase 2-like
Exons: 1
Coding region: 42-1163 (373 amino acids)
Biological process (GO): steroid biosynthetic process
Molecular function (GO): S-adenosylmethionine-dependent methyltransferase activity
Source: RefSeq, a predicted model, not a curated record
GGAGGAGGAGGAAGGGUUUGAGGAGGAGGAGGAGGAGGAGGAUGGAGGCGACGGCGAUGGCGUGGACGGUGGGGGUGGUGGGGUUGGGGUUGCUGUACUGGUUCGUGUGGGUGAUGGGGGCGGCGGAGGUGAAGGGGAAGCGCGCGGUGAACCUGAAGAUGGGGUCGAUCACGCGGGACAAGGUGAAGGACAAGUACACGCAGUACUGGUCCUUCUUCCGGCGCCCCAAGGAGACGGUGUCGGCGGCCGACAAGGUGCCGGCCUUCGUCGACACGUUCUACAACCUCGUCACCGACAUCUACGAGUGGGGUUGGGGCCAGUCCUUCCACUUCUCCCCCUCCGUCCAGGGCAGCUCCCACCGCGACGCCACCCGCCUCCACGAGGAGCGCGUCGCCGAGCUCGUCCGCGCGGGCCCCGGCCAGCGCGUGCUCGACGUGGGGUGCGGCGUGGGCGGGCCCAUGCGCGCCAUCGCCGCGCGGUCGGGGGCCCACAUCGUCGGCAUCACCAUCAACGAGUACCAGGUCGCCCGCGCCCGCGCCCACAACCGCAAGGCCAGGCUCGACGCGCAGUGCGAGGUCGUGUGCGGCAACUUCCUCCAGAUGCCCUUCCCGAACGCCUCCUUCGACGGCGCCUACUCCAUCGAGGCCACCUGCCACGCCCCGCGCCUGCAGGACGUCUACGCCGAGGUGUUCCGCGUGCUCCGCCCGGGGGGGCUCUACGUCUCCUACGAGUGGGUCACCACCCCGCUCUACCGCGCCGCCGACCCCGACCACGUCGACACCAUCCAAGGCAUCGAGCGCGGCGACGCCCUCCCGGGCCUCCGCGCCCAGGACGAGAUCGCCGCCAUCGCCGCCGAGGUCGGCUUCGAGGUGCUCCAGGAGAGGGACCUGGCGCUACCCCCCGCGGGGCCCUGGUGGACCCGCCUCAAGAUGGGUCGCAUCGCCUACUGGCGUAACCACAUCGUCGUCUCCGUCCUCACCCUCCUCCGCAUCGCCCCCAAGGGCGUCGUCGAGGUCCACGAGAUGCUCUACGAGACCGCGCGCCACCUCACCCGCGGCGGCGAGACCGGCAUCUUCACCCCCAUGCACAUGAUCCUCUGCCGCAAGCCCCUUCUCCCCGCCCCCGCCCCCUCCCCUGCGCCGGAGGACGACGCGAACCAAUAAAUACCUCUCUCUCUCUCUCGAGCCCUAAUCCUUACAAUUAUCACCGCCGCACCGCGCACAAGACGGAGACCAAGUGCUUGCUUUCGAUCCGGAGGAGGAGGAGGAGGAGGUAUGAGUUCCAAUUUCCAUUCCCGUUUCAUUUUUUUCUUCCUUUAGAUUAUUAAUUUUUGCUUGUUCUUGCCUUUUUUUUAAAAUUAAUUUUACUUUCCUGUAUUUUGAUCUCUGUACUGAUCAAAUCGACUCUCUGUUUCUCUAUCGUCGCCGUUAUUUCGAUCUGGCUAUUUACUUUUCUCAAAAAAAAAAAAAAACAAAAAAGUGUUCGAAUCUGUUCCUCUUGCAUUGUAUCCCUUUUUUGUUUUUUUAAUUGUCUUUGCGAUUUUGAAAUUUGUGAGAUAUUUAAUUGUGCGAGAUGUGCGAGAUUUGCAGUGA